GUUCCGAGCACAUCUGAGGUAUUAUUUGGGGUUAUGUUAUAUUUGAAUGUAACAGUUGGUUAUUUUUGUUAGAAAUUUGUUUCGCCUAAAAUAUCACGAAUUUCAUAAUGCAUUUAAAGAAAAUUGAAACGAGCCAAAUCAAACAGGAAAUCAUCUGUUUCGAUUCCAGCGAAGCUUCUGAAACUGACGAAAUUGCAAAGUUGAAUGCACCUGAACAUAAUGAAAUAACUUCUUGCAUUGAAAACAUCAUGGAGAAUCUGGAAAAUAAUUCCGAUGGGAAACCAAUUAAAGAAGGAAGAGAAGACGUCGACUUCCACCUUGAUAAUUUGAAAAUGGAAAUUGGUGAACACAGUUUAGUUCAAUCUGAUCUUUGCGGGGUGUGCAAUGGAAAGUUAAAUAAUGAAGCAGACUUUACUAAUGCAACUGAUGAGUUUCUUUGUAUUUGCCAAGAGCAGAGGGAAUUGAAGCCGGAUUACGUAAACUUUGAGGAUCUAGUUCAAGAAUGUGGCAUCACUGCAGUUUCCGAAAUUAAAGAAGAAUCGAUAUCUGAGGGAGAAGUUACUUCUGAAGAAAGCUCAUUGACAGUACAUCUGAGUGAAAGAACUUGCAAAAUAUGUGAAAAAGUUUUUAAAAACAAGUGGAAUUUGAAGGUACACAUGAAAAAACAUUCAGAGGAAAAACCGUUUUAUUGUGAAAUCUGUUCAAAGUAUUACAAGUAUAAGAAAACCGUGGAAGCUCACAGGAGGUUUCACGCGGGGGAAGCAACAGUUACAUGUGAAAUUUGCAAAAAAGUCCUCAUGAAUAGGCAUCUCUUGCAAACUCAUAUGAUGAGUCACAAAAGCGAACUACCUUUCCAGUGUGAAAUCUGUUCGAAAUAUUUCAAACACAAGAAGUCUCUGAAACUCCAUCUACAAUAUAUGCACAAAGAAGAGAAAACAUCAUCUGAAAAUUCCCCCACAGAACUUGAGAAGAAAGAGCCGUUCUGUGUAAUUUGUUCAAAAUAUUUCAGAAAUAAGUGUCACUUGAAGGAGCAUAUGAGAGUCCAUACAGGAGAGAAACCAUUUGAUUGUAAAUUUUGCCCAAAAUCCUUCAGCCACAAAUGUGCCUUGAUAAAACACGAAAGAAUCCAUACAGGAGAGAAACCAUUCAGCUGCUCAGAUUGUUCAAGAUCUUUCAACCAGAGCUGGCAUUUGAGGCAACACGAAAAACGCCACAAUAAAGAACAAGAGAAACUAUUUUCUUGUGAAAUUUGUUCAAAAUCUUUCAGAGAAAAAAGUUAUUUGAGAAGCCACAAGGAGGUUCAUCGAACAGACAAAAAAUUCUGUUGUAACAUCUGCUCCAAAUCAUUCAAAUACAACCGAGGUUUGAUAUACCAUCGAAAGACUCAUGACGAAGAAAAAUUAUUCCAAUGUGACGUCUGCUCCAAAUCAUUCAAGCAUAACGAAGGCUUGAAAGGCCAUCAGAAGAUUCAUACGAAGGAAAGAUUCCAAUGUGAAAUAUGCCAGAAAUUCUUCAAAUUCAAAUCAAGUAUAAAAGUUCAUCAUCGCAGAUUCCAUUCGAACGAAAAAAAGAUUUCACUGUGAAACCUGUUCCGAGUCUUUCAAAUAUCCAGGUACUUUUAGUGUUCACAGAAGAAAACAUGCCGAAGAAUUCUAAUUUAAAUACAAAACAUUCACCAUUCCUAAUGUAGUUUCUUGUCAUGGAUGGUUCUAUUUUGAUCCAUGAUAAGAACUCGCAACAAUCAACUGACACUGGUUUCAGAGUAUUGAUCCUCGUCACUGCAGGACAGUUCUACCCAAGAGAGCAGUGCUGUUUGGGACUCUACUGAAUUAAUUGAUGUUCUAACUUAUAUAUGAAAUCUGACUGAAACAGAGUCUGUAUUAAAGGCAAUGAAGUACUAAUGGUUUUGUAUUGUGAACGAAGUUCCAAGUAGAGAAGUGUAUUAAAAAUCAAAUUAAUCUGAUUACUGUUGAGAAGAAAUUUCCACACAGUAGAAUAUGGCGAACGAA
Leptinotarsa decemlineata (Colorado potato beetle) is the source of this 2009-nucleotide messenger RNA. RefSeq lists its product as uncharacterized. The record is from RefSeq and is a predicted model, not a curated record. NCBI's taxonomy places the organism in Eukaryota, Metazoa, Arthropoda, Insecta, Coleoptera, Chrysomelidae.